UCUUGAUUGGAAUGGCAUUGUAUGAUCUUGCUGCAGUUCUAUUGCCUGUUGGGCCAUUAAGGCUCUUGGUGGAGCUUGCCAUGUCUAAGGAUGAAGAUAUCCCAGCUUUGGUCUAUGAGGCUAGGCCUGUGACUCCUCAUGAUUCUGGUUCAAGUAGUGGUGUACCUCAAAGGAGAACUUGGAGAGAAAGGAGAAAAUGCUGGACAUCAUUUGGUUGAGAGUUUGAAUUCUGGGUCUCAUUCUGAUGUUAAUGUUUUGGGUUCAAACAGGAUACUUGGUACUAGCGUAGCAGUUGGAAGUAAUAAUCGUGAGAUGAGAUUGGUUAGAGCCGAAGAGGGGAGGGUUUCGGACAGAGAGGCUGAGCUUGCUGCACCAUUGAUUGAUAAUAGAGUGAACACUCAGUUGGAUGGACAGGAAAAUGCUGUUGUGCCAAAUGAAAGUUUCAUACUAGGAGGUAUAGGAUUGGUGUUAUCUGGCGCCAUAAAGCUUGGGCUUGGAGACUUUAUCUUCUAUAGUGUGUUGGUUGGCAGGGCAACGAUGUAUGAUCUGAUGACAGUCUACGCAUGUUACCUGGCUAUAAUUGCUGGUCUGGGGUUUUAUGCCAUUUAGGACGCAUCGUCGGAUGAAGAAGAUGAGUCUGUUUUCCCAUCGGAGGAUGUUAUCUAUGGGCAGCAAGUGGAACCCCACUUCGACCUUACCAAGUCUAUGCUACAGGCUAAUUACUUCGCAUCCAACAAGAAACCAAAGCUCACUGCUGAAGAGAAGAAUAUAGAAGUCGGCAUAAAAAAAAUGCCAAGGCUUCUAUUUCUUCUGGUUGUGGCAGAGUUGUGGAAGGGAAGGGCAAGAUAGGGCCAGGGUUUAGCGACCUGGGGGAAUUGAGGAGCGUGCUGGAGGAGCUGAUGAUGGAAGUCAUAAUUCCGUUCCACCAUCCGCAGUUGCCGCAGUGGCUGGGUGUGAGACCCAUUGCUGGUAUUCUGUUGCAUGGCCCACCUGGCUGCGUUAAGACCAAACUGACUCACGCCAUUGCGAACGAGACUGGUGUUCCAUUCUAAUCAGAUUUCCACUACUGAGGUUUUAUCUGGUGUCGCUGGUGCAUCAGAAGAAAAUAUUAGAGAUCUUUUCUCCAAGGCAUACAGGACUGCACCAUCAAUUGUAUUUAUUGAUGAGAUUGAUGCAAUUGCAUCAAAGAGAGAAAA
This is a messenger RNA of Carica papaya (papaya), 1196 nucleotides long. NCBI's taxonomy places the organism in Eukaryota, Viridiplantae, Streptophyta, Magnoliopsida, Brassicales, Caricaceae. The record is from RefSeq and is a predicted model, not a curated record.